GCUCCGCCGCCGCCGCUCGCGUUGCUCUCGCAGCCACACCCUCCCUUUCUCCAUCCCCGUCUCCGUCUGGCACGCGGGCAGCUGUGCGGGACCGACUCUCGGUGCGUGCGUCUUGCCUGUCGUGCACCCGCAGCAUCAGCAACACAAAAGGGCUCGGAGCAGCCGGGGGACCAGGGGUUUUGAUUCAGCGUCGAUCGGAGGGAAGAACCGCCUUCUGACACAAAGGCUUAUCUGACGGGGAAACAAAGUGUCACUUUGUGCCUCCUCAGCACAGUGGCACUAACAGACACAGGAGGACGCCCAUCUCCCCUCAGUCAGCACCACCCCGGCCCCAGCAAGACACUCCUCCUCCCCCUAAGACUGCACAUGCGCUCCUCUCUGAUGCACAUAGCGGAGACGGCAGGGCAAAUUCCAGCCCUUCAGACGGCUGUUCGGGAAGAAGAAGAAGCGGGAAGCUAAAAGGAGCUUUGAUGGAGCAGAGUUAAAAGCAAGUUUUUCAACUGGGGAAGUGUGCAGUGGAGUUGUGUCUGACAAUGAGGAGUCUAAUAAAAAUCUGAGGGACUUAAAUCCCAUUGGAUCUCGAGCUCUCUCCCACGACAGCAUCUUUAUCCCAGAGGAGCCGUUGAAGGAACUCGGUCUGGAUCACAGCAUGUCCCAGGAAAACGUUUCAGAUAAAGUUAGGAACCUGCAGAGGCAGAUUGCACAAGGUAUAAAGUUCGGCCAGAGGCCUUCUUCUCUUCGCAGAAGUGAGGGAGAUGAGGGAAGUUCAGAUGAGGAAGAGGUUCCCCGAAGCCCUCUGAGGGUUUUGGCCCAGGUAGAAGCCGAGCCACCAAAAAUGGAACCAAAGGUCCAAGGAGCUCAAUCAUCCGGGCAGCACAGCACGCCAGUAAAGUCCCCCAGGUCCAAACGGGUUCUCCAACCCUCCGGUACCAUCGAGUCUAUCAACCUGGACGCCGUCCCCCAGUCUGUCCCUCGCCUGGACAACACGGCUGCCAAGCAUAAACUUUCAGUCAAACCGAAAAACCAGAGGAUUUCCCGCAAACACCGACGGUUCACACUGGACCUCCAGGAGGUGUCUAUCCCUGGAGUCAUGCAGGAGGACAUGGAGGCAGCCGGGGUGUUCUCAGAUGAUCAGCGCAGAGCAUCUCUGGAGUCCUCCAAAGAAAGCUUGAAGAAACAGAGACUCUAUGAGGAGGAAAUACUGGAGGCCAGGCGGAGGAGGGAGGUGGAGGAGCAGAAGCUCAGAGAGGAAGCGGAGGAGAGGAGGAGGAGGGCGGAGGAGCUGAGGCUGCGUGAGCUGGAGGAGGAGAGGUGUCGCAGGAAACAGCAGGAAGAACAAGAGAAGAGGAUGAGAGAGGAGGCGGAGAGGAGGAGGAAAGAGGAGGAGGAGCAAAAGCGAGUCAGGGAAGAGGAGGAAAAACGGAGGCGAGAAGAGGCAGAUAGACGGAGGAGAGAGGAGGAGGAUAGAAGGAUGAAAGAAGAGGAAGAAAGAAGGAUGCGGGAGGAGGCCGAGAGAAGGAGAAGGGAGGAGGAGGAAAGGAAGAUGCGACAGGAAGCAGAGAGGAUGCGGAGAGAGGAGGAGGAAAGGAGAAUAAGGGAAGAAGAAGAAAGGAGGAGGCAGGAGGAGGAAGAGCUAGUACGAAAGCUGGAAGAGGAGAGGAGAAAGCGAGAAGAGGAGCGCCGGCAACGAGAGGAAGAAGAUAGGAGGCGACUGGAAGAGCAGAAGCAAAGAGAGGAAGAGGAAAGGAAGAAACGCGAGGAGGAAGAAAGGAGGAAGCGAGAGGAGGCGGUGGCAAGGAGGCAACAGGAACUUGAGGCCGAGAAGCGCAAAAGACAAAAAGAGGAAGAAGAGGAAAGAAAGAAAAAGGACCAGAAACUAAAGCUGAGGCAGACGGAGCAAAACAAAUACUUGGAACUGGAGGAGCAGAAGAAGAAAUUGAGAGAAGAGGCUGCCGGGGGCUCUGAUGAACAGGAGAGGAAGCGGAGAGCUGAGGAGCAGCGCUGGAGGGAGAUGGAGGAGCGACAGAGACCCUUUUCCUUCAAAGUUUCCUCUGGAGAGAAACAGAUUCUGUUCCAGAAGGUCAACCUGACCCCUGUUACACCAGCCUCCAGCCACCAGAGGCCUGCUGAUGCAGAUCAAAGGGAGGGAGCUUCACCUUCCUCCCCAGAAGGGCAAGACCCCCCCAACCUACCGGCAUCUCCAUAUGUCCCCCACACAGCUAUCCUGGUGACAGGCGCCCAGCUCUGUGGGACAGCUGUCAAUUUAGAUCAGAUCAAAGACACUGCAUGCAAGUCCCUGCUGGGUCUGGGAGAGGAAAGGAAAGCCCACGGAGCAAAGAGCAAAAGCUCUCCGGACCGCAAAUCGGGGAAAACCAAAUCUCUCAGCGAGUCUUCGUUCUCCCCAGAUCAGUCGAGCGCAGCCGUGCUGGCAGAGUGGGCGAGUAUCCGCUCGAAGAUAUUUAAAGGGGUAGAGGAUGGCAAGUACGAUGAGUACCCAGACCCUCCGAGCAGGAGUCAGCCUCAGCUGGGCAGCGAGGAGCAGCCUCAGUUCUCCCAUACCAACCUCAGAAAAACAAUGUCCGCCAGUGCCAAGUUCUCCAUCACCCCCGCAAAGAAGAAGUUUGGAGACUCAAACAGAAACUCUGAGGCUUUUGCUGCAGAAAAUAAGGACGGAGGAGAGGAGGCUGCUCAAUCUGACAUUCCCCCAGCGGCCCCCCAGUCUCCGACCGUUAAAUGUCUCUCCCAGACAAGCAAAACUGUUCGGAUUGUUGAGAGGGGCUCGGAGGAGUACAUGUUUGCCAAAGACCUCCCGUCGUUCCUGGUUCCCAGCCCGGGGGACAAACCCGAGGGCUCCGAAGUCAAGAGCCGACUUCAGAGCAAGACGGAGGAGGGGCAGGCGCAGGGACAGGAAGGCGAGGAUAGCCCCUCUCCUUUUGGGAUUAAACUGAGAAGGACAAACUACUCCCUGCGCUUCCACAGCGAGCAGUCCACGGAGAAAAGGAAGAAACGCUACAGCGCCGGAGACAGCUUUGACGGAGUCCCAUCGCCUCUUACCCCGAUCGAGCCAGACUCCGAUGCCUCCUCGGUCUUUUCUGACAAAUCAAGUCCCACGUCGCCUCAGAAGGAGGGAGUAGUGGGCAAGUAUUUACACGCGUCCGCCUCUCCUGCCAUAACCCGGGGCAAGCCAGGCAAACCUACCAGCCCCACCGCGCACAACGACGGAGAGAAGGUCCUCUCCAAACCACCGCUCUACCGAAGGCCAGCGACGUCUCCCAAACCCUCCGGAGCCAGCCCAACGCCUCCUCCAUCUCCACUACCCAAAGCAGCCCACGGGUUCCCCUGUGAGGAGGCCACCCAGAGGAUGGAGAGUCCAGAUUCAUCCGUCCAAGAGCAGGCCUGGAGAAGCGAAGAGCCGUCCACGGUGGGCCAGCUGCAAAGAGGCAGCCACAGUCAUGUCCAAGGAGAGGAGGAGCCAAAGGAGAAGAGGUCUUUCUUCCCUUCCAUCAACAUCCCCUGGAGAGAGAAGGCAGACAGGAAGGCAGAGCUUAUGAGGCGAGAAAAACCUUCCUUACAGGCCAGACACUCACUGGACAGCGCAAGGGUGCAGGAGAAAGAAGCCGGGCCCUUAUGGAUUACCCUGGCCCUGCAGAAGCAGAAAGGCUUCAGGGAGCAACAGCAGAGCCGCGAGGAGCGUCGAAGCCAAAGAGAAGCCAAGCUAGCAGAGAAGCAAGCCAGGGAGAGAGACAGUGUCGCACUGGUGAGUCCCACAGAAGGCAAAGAGAGCGGCGGCACCAGUCCUUCCUCCAAACCUCAGACGCCAGAGGAACCCAAGAGGCCCGACAGCCUGCUGGGCCGAUUCGAGCGCAGGGACCCCCUGAAAAAGGCCAGCACCUUACCGAGCUCAGUCACAGUUGAGAUCUCAGACUCGACACCAUCGCCACCUGCUGUCAAGGACGUGUCGAAGCGGUUCCCCUCCAGCGACUCUCCCCAGGUGUCCACAGAGCCCGCCUGGCUGGCGCUAGCGAAACGAAAGGCCAAAGCCUGGAGCGACUGUCCACAGAUCAUCAAAUAAACCCCCCCCGAUGGCAGUUCAACACAGCAUGCAUUGAGAACGCACACUUCCCACGGAGCCCGAGGAUCACUUUCUGCCACCCCUUCCACAUGGAAACUCCCCCUGGAACACCACUGGCUGCUCGAACUAUCGUUUUUCAAGUCCGCUUCACUUUAAAAACUUCCCAGUAAAGCUGCAGAGAUACAUGUAGACGGCUGAUGAGAGAGCAUGCAUAUAUUGUAUCCAAUCACACCACUUCUCUGUCCCCUUAAAGACAAAAGUCCUCAGCAGCCAAUCACAACCAUGGCUGACCACCACAGUAGCCAACCUUUUUCUCUUUGUUAUGUUGGAGCCAACUGGGUCAGCGUGGCUGUAAUAAAUUCUGCGCUCCACACAAUGCAAGCUCCGAGGAACAGCGGCGCCUAAUCAGCAGAGGGUAUCCGUCUGAAUCGUGUUUUAAGGGCUACCAGUAAAAAUGAUGACCCAGCAUGGCCGCUCCUCUGGACAGCUCCUGGAAAUAUCACAGGCACCUUCUCUGCCCUCUUCCGUAUUAUUUAUGUACAGCAGCAGAUUUAUCUACACUGAGACUGUAACUGUAGCUUUUUUCUCUGAGCCUUGUUUGUUGGUUAAGGAGGGAAUCUUGUGUUUUUCUUUAGUAAUAAAAAAAAAAAAAAAAAUAGGGGAAAAAGAAGUCAUACCGGGAACAAGAAAUCUCACUGUGUCCGUGAUGACUGUGACAGACUGAUCGUUAUCCAGAUACAGAAUUACAAACUGGGGGACUUUAAGCUCCAAAUCCUCGCAGCUGUAUGACGACGGACUUUAGAGACGAACGCGACACCUGCUACUGUGCUUCUGGCAUGUCCUCCUGCAGGCUUACGCCUUCAGUUCUUCUCUAGCGCGAUCCCAUCACACAACACAGAAGCAUUUCCUGUAUGAAACAACGAUCCUCUUUGUUCUCAGUCCCGCCUUUUUCCCUCGAUCCUCUGUAAUUACGUAUCCGCUCUGAAAGAGGCCCAGAAACCUGAGUCACAUUGUUUCUAACUUUGGUUCGUGCACAAUAGUGUAGUGUACGCAGUGUUAUCUGUAACAACAACAACAAAAAAAAAACAUUGUUUGGUAUUAUUUGCACUUUUUGUCCCACUUAGAGAUGUUCAUGAGAAAGUUCUUUAACAGAUCCGAAAUGUUAUCAAUAAUGUAAAUUAAAUACUGAUGUCUGAAACGAA
Messenger RNA from Fundulus heteroclitus (mummichog), 5274 nucleotides. It is a transcript of the gene cracd, whose product is annotated as capping protein inhibiting regulator of actin dynamics. Bases 650 to 4072 code for a protein of 1140 amino acids. Gene Ontology annotation, biological process: maintenance of gastrointestinal epithelium; negative regulation of barbed-end actin filament capping. The record is from RefSeq and is a predicted model, not a curated record. Lineage: Eukaryota; Metazoa; Chordata; Actinopteri; Cyprinodontiformes; Fundulidae. The transcript has 10 exons.